CAGAUCGUUAAGUUCUUGCUCUCAGAAGCAUCCGCAGACUUCUGCAGACCAGAGGACGAAUGCCGCUUCCUCGAAGAGCAAGACAAGGAUCUUAUUACUUAUACCGACCUCCUGUCUCCUUUCGAGGAACUCAUAUGCGCGGUCAUACUCUCGCGUCCGAUUUCCCAUCGAUUGGGUCUCAGGACUAUACGCACCAUCCUCAAUCCGCCAUAUUCCUUCAAGGACGCAGAUUCAAUUCGCGAGGCAGGCGCGGAAAAGAUCCACGAAGCUCUCGAAGAUGCCCGAACGCAGCACAAAGGCAAGACUGCGGAAGAGAUAGCUUUGGUCGCGGAUGCCAUCUCGACCAAUGAGUGGGACAACGACUUAAAGAAUCUUCGCGAAGACGCCAAGAAGAAUGUCAAGAAAGAGCGGGAGAUGCUUCGAUCCAGUAUCAAGGGGCUUGGUCCGACGGGGUUAGACAUCUUUUAUCGACGGGUCCAGUGGCUUUGGCAUGAGGUUUUUCCAUUCAUUGACAAGCGGACCAGCGAAGCUCUUGGCAAGUUGGGACUGCCGGUGAAGGCGGAGGAUUUAAGAGACUUGAUAAAGGACAAUUGGGACGCACUAGACGCUCCGAACAAAGAGGAAGAUAGGGCAGAGAAUAGAGCGUUUGUUCAGGUUCUUGAACGUGCUAUCAGCGCUGACCUCGAGAAGAAGGUAGAUCAACUCUUGGGGAAGGCCAGC
Molecule: messenger RNA, 720 nt
Organism: Aaosphaeria arxii CBS 175.79
Lineage: Eukaryota; Fungi; Ascomycota; Dothideomycetes; Pleosporales
Exons: 1
Source: RefSeq, a predicted model, not a curated record